AUGCCGUGCGGCGCCGUUGCAGGCGGCUCCUGGGAGGCGCUGGACUGCUGCGUGGUGCGCACGGCCGCGAGCACCUACCGGCGCCUGCCCCGGAGCCCCGCGCGCCGCGAUCCGUGGAGCCCCCAGACGUCGCUGCUGGGGCCGCCGCCGGGGCUGCUGGCGCCGCCGGUGCCCGCGGAGCUGCUGCCGAGCGCGCGGCACCUGCAGGUGGGCGACAAGCAGCGCGUCUUCACGGGCAUCGUCACCAGCCUGCACGACUACUUCGGCGUCGUGGACGACGAGGUCUUCUUCCAGCUCAGCGCGGUGAAGGGCCGCAUGCCGCAGCUCGGCGAGAAGGUGCUCGUGAAGGCGGCCUACAACCCGAGCCAGGCCGUGCCCUGGAACGCGCUCAAGGUGCAGACGCUCUCCAACCAGCCGCUGCUCAAGGCUCCUCUGCUGCACGUGGCCUCGCUGGGGCAGAAGCAGGGCAUCCUCGGGGCGCAGCCGCAGCUGCUCUUCCAGCCCCCCCGCAUCCCGCCGCUCUUCCCGCAGAAACCAGUGAACGUCUUUCCGGCGCCCCCGUCCCUCCCGCUGGGACACCUGGGGAGAUACCGGGGACCGAAGGGCCGGAGCGACUCCGGCAGGUGGGACGACUUCGACUCCAAGAAGCGGAAGCAGAAGGGAGCGGAGCCCUGGGCGGGGAAGAAGGCUCGGCACGAGCUGCCCCAGUACCGGGUGCACUUCGCCCGCUACGCCGUGGACAGCCCCUUCUGCGACGCCAUGGAGAUCCUGCGGCGCUACUGCAGCAUCCCGCUGCCGCACGGCUUCUACGACGUGCGCCUGUGCUGGCUGGCGGCCUUCCCACUGGCGCGGCCCCUCAGCCUGCAGCGGCGCAGCCGCAUCGUGCUGGCCGAGCCGCGGGCAGCGCCCGCCGAGGCGCCCGCGCCGCCCGACGCCCGCGCCGCCUUCAGCGCCAAGGUGCUGCUGCCCUCCUGGCCGGGCCUCGAGGAGCUUUACCGCACCUGCCUGUCCUACAUCGACGACUCCGGCGAGCAGAGGGAGGCUCCCGAGCACCCCACCAAGCAGAUCAAGUUCCUGCUGGGGAAGAAGGAGGACGAGGCCGUGCUCAUCGGCGGCGAAUGGUCCCCGUCGCUGGACGGCCCCGAUCCCGAGGCCGAUCCCAUGGUCCUCGUUCGCACGGCCAUCCGCUGCACCAAGGCCCAGGCUGGGCUGGACCUGAGCAACUGCACCAAGUGGGCCCGCUUUGCCGAGUUCAGGUACCUGCGCCAAGGAGAGCCGUCCCAGAGCGAGCUGGCGGUGGUUUUCCUGCCCGACGUGUGGGCCUGCAUGCCCUCCCUGCAGCAGUGGGAAGCGUGCCGGCCCCAGGCGCCCGCGUCGCCGCGGGACCCGCCGGCUGCCACGGAGACGGAGGCCGCCACGGAGGCCGAUCCCGAAGCCGCGGUGUCUCCGGAGCCGGCGCUCGUGGCGCGGCCACGUGCCCGGGACGCCUGCUCCAACAUCUCCCUGUUCGCCUUGCUGGAGUACCGCAGGCGCAGGGAAAAGCUCUCCUUCGAGGUGGCCGUGGUGGCGGAGCUCUUCCAGGAGAUGCUGCAGCGGGAUUUCGGCUACAAGCUCUACAAGGCGCUCCUGGCCUUGCCCGAGAAGGAAGAGGCGCCGGAGGGCAGGAACCCCGAGCUGGAAAGGGCCCCCGAGCCCGCGAAGGAGCCGCCUGCGGAGGCCGCUGUGGCCAGCGAGGAGGCCGAGCAGGUGGGUUCCCUGCGGUCCCCUCGUGGCCCCGCAGCCCGACCCCUUCCCAGGCUCUCAUCGUGUCCUGGCCCUGCUCAGCCCCCUCCCAAAAGCGAGCCUAGGAGCACGGAGGCAGAGAGGCCGGCGGGCAGCGAGGCAGCCCCGGCGGGCGGAGAGCAGGAGAGGAGCCCAAGUGAGUGCAAAGGAGAUGCCAAAGACUCUGCGGGUGAGCUGUGCGUGCUGAGCCUGGGGGACGGCCUGCUGCUGCUGCCGGAGGAGGAAGAGGAGGAGUUCGGUGCCAAGCUGGAAGAUGCUGAAGUGAGAUCCACGGCGUCCAACCAGUCAGAGAUGGAGUUCUCCUCCCUCCAAGAUGUGCCCAAGGACCUGGAUCCGAGCGCCGUCCUCCCCCUGGAUGCUCUCCUGGCCUUCGUCUACUUCGAUUCCAACUUCUGCGGCUACCUGCACCGCAGGGACCUGGAGAAGAUCCUGCUCACGCUGGGGCUGCAUCUCUGCAAAGAGCAGGUGAGGGGCCUGGUGAACCGCGUGGUGACGCAGUACGCCUGCCAGUACCGCAGCCUCCGCUACGGCCGCCACGAGGCCGCGGAGGCCGGCGGCCCCGAGGAGCAGCAGCUCGGAAACCUCCCUCUGCUGCCUCCCGCGCGGCCCCCGGCCGAGGUGUCGGCGGCCGCGGAGCAGGGCGGGCUGGUCUGCCACAAGGGCACGGUGCUCAACGUGGGGAGGCUGCUGGAGCAGGCGGAGCAGGCGGAGAGCAGCCGCCUCUACCUGGAGGGCAGGAUCCACGCGCUGGAGGCCAAGCUGGAGGAGAGCGAGAGCCGCCUGUCGGGCGCCGAGUCGAGCGGGACGGCGCUGGCGGCCGAGCUGCGCGAGCUGCAGCGGCGCCUGGCCGAGGCCGAGGAGCAGGCCCGCGCGGCCGAGCGGCAGAAAUGCCACCUGCAGCGGCUCCUGCAGGAGCACCGAACGCGCCUGGCCCCCGUGCAGCUGGAGAUCCAGAGCCUCCUCGAGAAGACCGACAACUGCUUAGACCAGGACGUGGCCUCCUCCAAGUGAUGCCUGCUGCGCCCGCGGGCACCGGCGGCCUCGUCGGCGCCGGGGCUGCCUGCGCCUCCUCGCCGCAGCGGUGCCGGAGCGGCGCCCGCGCCGCGGGGCGCGCCGCCAUCUGCUCUGGCUAGUCACUCCCAGUUCGUGGGAGCCUCUUAGGUAGGAAACGGGGCAGCCCCGUGUGUGGCUGCUGGAGCCAGGGCUUGGGCUCCCUUGGUGCUCCGUAGGUGGCCUCACGAGGGAGGGACAGGCUCGUUUUCAUAGGACAGAGGACCCAAAAGGGACUGGCUGGGGCUGGCACUGUCCUGUGGCCCCGGCAGCUGCGCUCCCCGAUGCCCCGCGAGGGUCCCUUGAGAGCAGCAGCUCUCGGUUCCCCGCGUGGAGCCCCCCGGGCCAGCUCUGCA
This is a messenger RNA of Nothoprocta perdicaria, 3188 nucleotides long. RefSeq names its product cell cycle and apoptosis regulator 2 (gene CCAR2). Gene Ontology annotation, cellular component: nucleus; DBIRD complex. The record is from RefSeq and is a predicted model, not a curated record. NCBI's taxonomy places the organism in Eukaryota, Metazoa, Chordata, Aves, Tinamiformes, Tinamidae. The transcript is spliced from 19 exons. The coding region runs from base 1 to 2793 and encodes 930 amino acids. Gene Ontology annotation, molecular function: RNA polymerase II complex binding. Gene Ontology annotation, biological process: RNA splicing; regulation of DNA-templated transcription.